Molecule: messenger RNA, 2466 nt
Organism: Exophiala xenobiotica
Lineage: Eukaryota; Fungi; Ascomycota; Eurotiomycetes; Chaetothyriales; Herpotrichiellaceae
Exons: 1
Coding region: 430-2373 (647 amino acids)
Molecular function (GO): FAD binding
Source: RefSeq, a predicted model, not a curated record
UGACCUUCGUGGACCUCGUGCCCUCCACAUCUCCGGAUUGAACAGUCGUUCAUGACGGCCGAGGUCAUCGCUCACUGGACACUUGAAUGAACUUUGUGACCUUGGCGAUUGUGUCCAAGGCCUUCCCGGAAUAUCUCCCUCUUACCCCCCCAGCUCUCCUUAAGCGGCAAAGCCUGUCGGUUCUUUGCUGCUCUUCAAUAUGCUGGCCUCGAUACUGCUCCGAGCACUGGCCGAUCUCCCAUGGUCAAGAUCCGAAAGCUUUAAUUCCACGUUUGCUCAUCUAUUUAGAUCCCAAUUUCUGCCUCGCUAGCUAUGCCUUGGACUACCAUAUCAAGCUCUCUCACUCCCGCGCUUGGCUCUUUCUAACUGCCCUCUGUGACAUAGUCAAACCCAUCUCUUCCUUCAAGCCUCACAAUCAUACAGAUCAAAAUGCCAGAGAUACCCUUGUACGAUAUUGUAAUAAUAGGCGCCGGCCCCGUUGGCCUCCUCUUGUCAGUAGCACUAUCAAGAUGGGGCUACAAUGUCAGACACAUCGACAACCGGCCCGUGCCCACAGCGACAGGACGGGCAGAUGGCAUACAACCACGAUCGUUAGAAAUCUUGAAAAACAUGGGUCUGAAACGAAAGAUCAUGGCCUACGAUCCUGCCAGAGUUUUUGAAGUCGCGUUUUGGGAUCCGGCGCCAGGAGGCAAAAUCGUACGGACAGGUACAUCGGCCAGCUGUCCAGACUUUCUUGAUGCAAGGUAUCCUUUCACAGCACUCCUCCACCAAGGUCUGAUCGAGCGAGUUUUCAUCGAAGACCUCGAAAAGAACGGUACUCGAGUUCAACGACCGUGGACCAUAACCCGCUUCGAAACCAACCACAUCAACCAUGACUACCCCGUCGAGGUCGACCUCAAGAACCUCGAUAGCAACGUCACUGAGACAGUUCGCGCAAAGUAUCUCUUCAGCGGCGAGGGCGCACGCAGCUUCGUCCGCGACACAUUGGGCAUACAAAUCCGACAUAAGGAUCCCAUCUCACACGUCUGGGGCGUCAUGGACGGCGUCGUGCGCACCAACUUCCCCGACAUCAAGAUGAAAUGCACCAUCCACUCCGAUCACGGCAGCAUCAUGGUCAUCCCGCGCGAGAACAACAUGGUGCGCCUGUACAUCCAGAUCGCCAGCAGUACGGAUCCGGACUUUUCGCCGCGCAAGACCGCCACGGUCGAGGAGGUCCAAGCCGCGGCCAAGCGCAUCUUCCAACCAUAUUACUGCACUUGGGACCGCGUCGAGUGGUACUCGGUCUACCCAAUUGGUCAGGGCAUCUCGGACAAGUACACGCUCGACCACCGCGUGUUCAUGGGCGGCGAUGUGUGCCACACGCACUCUCCCAAGGCGGGCCAGGGCAUGAACACGGCCUUCCAUGACGCCCUCAACUUCGCGUGGAAAAUGCACGUCGUCGAGGCGGGCUUCGCUAGCCGGGACGUCCUUUCGACGUACGAAGUUGAGCGGAAAUUCAUCGCCGAGACCCUGCUCAAUUUCGACAACAAAUAUGCAGCGCUUUUCUCCAAGCGGCAGCCCACAGCCACGGAGGUCGAUAAGGCGCAUAAAAGUCACAAUGACGACACCCAGCAAGAAACCAAAAACGAGUUCGUCGAGAUGUUCAAAGCGAACUGCGAAUUCACGGCUGGCUUUGGUGUCGCGUAUAAUGGGAACAUUUUCAAUCACUCAGCUGAGCAUCCCUUCCAACAUCCACUGAUCAUCAUGGACUCGCCGAAGUUAAGACCGGGCCGGAUUAUGCCCCCGUCUAACGUCACACGCGUCGUGGAUGCGAAUGUUGUGCACCUUGAAAACGAGAUUCCCUUCAACGGCGCUUUCCGGCUCUUUGUUUUCGGCGGAUUGAGCCAAUCGCCUCGGGCGGGACAGCACAAGGCGCUGGAUGAUCUGGCUGCGGGUCUCGCGAGUCCCGAGUCAUUUUACUCACGAUAUGGAUGCAGAGACCGGCAACGGGAUAACCAUCACGACAGCGACAACCCACAUAGCCGCUUCUUCUCGAUCGCGCUGACAUUGGCAGCCAAGAGGCCAGACAUUGAGAUUGGCGAGUUACCGGCCUUGUUCCGCGAUUACGGCGGCCGGGUGUAUGCGGAUGAUAAGAAGGACAUGCGCGUGCUGGACGCGAAGGCCGCGGCGCAUGCGAAGGUCGGGUUGACGGGUGAUGAGGGUGCCGUGGUGGUCGUGAGACCGGACGGACAUGUCGGCGUUGCUGUGAGGUUGGUUGAAGGGGAAGGCACGGUAGAAGCACUGGAGGGAUAUUUCAGGGGCUUUACGAAUGGAGUCAAAGAUGGGAAAGGCAGGACCGGGUUGGGUGGUGGCCAGUUCAGGUCGCAGUUGUGAAUUGAAAGAAACCAAUGAAGGGGGCAAAAAAGGGUUUCAUUCCGUGCUUUAGCAAUGUGAUGUACUUCGUAAAUGCAUCUCAAUCAGAGAAAG